Oncorhynchus keta (chum salmon) is the source of this 5452-nucleotide messenger RNA. Its product is annotated as phosphoinositide 3-kinase regulatory subunit 5. The record is from RefSeq and is a predicted model, not a curated record. Gene Ontology annotation, molecular function: 1-phosphatidylinositol-3-kinase regulator activity. The coding region runs from base 212 to 2917 and encodes 901 amino acids. Gene Ontology annotation, cellular component: phosphatidylinositol 3-kinase complex, class IB. The transcript has 18 exons. Lineage: Eukaryota; Metazoa; Chordata; Actinopteri; Salmoniformes; Salmonidae. Gene Ontology annotation, biological process: positive regulation of MAP kinase activity; G protein-coupled receptor signaling pathway.
CUCUGCGUGUACAGGGACUAUAUCUCCACUACUACUACUACUGUGGCUACUGUGACUUGUGGUAGUCUACAGCUGUUGUUUCUCUGGAGCCCUGCACAGCACUAGUGGCUCAUCUGCGCUCCCCCUCUUCUCUCUUGUGAAUGAAUGGCAGUGGGAUUGGUGUCAUUGGACCUGAGGGGCUUUCGCACAAACUAACACCGAAAGGCUAUGGAUGUUACUGGACGAUAACAGCAGGCCGGGAGAAGACAUGCAGCACACGUCGUGUACUGAGGACCGGAUCCAGCAUGCUCUGGACCGAUGUCUGGAUGGGCUCAGACCCAGCCCCACGGCGCCACAACCCUGGAACGUCCUGAUGUGCUCGGCGGGCCAGUCGAUGAACCGCUGGAGUCUGGAGGAAUUGGUGAAGAGAGACCCAGAGAACUUCCUCAUCCUCCUGCAGCAGGUCCUCAGGAAGACCCGAGAGGUCCAGGAUCAGUGUCAGUAUGAGCUUGUGGCUCCCCUCGCUAUCAUGUUCACCUCCACUCUGUUACAGACCCCCUUCUGUCCCCCUGCCACGGAGCUGCUGGAGGAGGCCUGUGAGGUGUUUGGCUGUUUCCUGACUUGGCCAGAGCCUUACUGUAGUGUGUGUAAAGGACUGCUCUCCACCUUACACCAGGAGCUCAAGGCCCCAGGCAUUUCCUAUCACAGACUGGUGAGAGAAGAGCAAGGCCUGGCCACUUCAAAACAUCGCUCAAAAACAAUGACGGUUCUGUUGAUGAACCCUAGUGAGGUGCCUCCUGAGUUCCUGUCUGUAGCAGACCAACUGAGUAGUAUCCAACGGUCUCAGAGAGAGACGUAUAUCACCCUGGUCAAACAUGCCUACCAGGCUACCCUGGGCACCAAGUACACCCUGGCCAGCAUCCACAAAGCCCUGCAGGUCAGGAGUCUAGAGGAGCUGGCGGAGAUCUUCUCCAUGGUAACCGACGUCCUGGAGACGGCCGCUGCCAUGGACGACCCGGCGAAAGGCCGUGAUCAUGUGACCCAGGGCCUGGAGGGGCUGAGGGAGAGGAUGGGUGUCCCAGCGUCCAAUGGCAGGAAGUCUGAAGGAAUGUUGCAAACUCUACCACUGCCCACAGCCAAGUGCUACAUGUUUCACUGGGACAAGGACAACUUUGAUAUCCUCAACACCAUCCUGGAGAACGAGCAUGACCUAACCGGCUUCCAGACCUCCAGUGGUCAGGGUGACUGCGAAGAUGAUGAUGAGGAGGAGGAGGAGGAGGAGGAAGGGGCAGAGUUCGACCUGGAAGAGGGAGAGAAGGAAGAAGGAGAGGAGGAGUUUGUCUCCGCCAUGUCUAUGUACAACUGCUGCAGUGUGGACCACCGAGCCUCUACCUUCUCCACCGUCUCCUCACUCUCCACUGCCUCUAAAGACUCCAUGUACUCCACCUUGUCCUUGGCCUCCGGAUCCUACGCCCCCUCCGUUCUCUCAGUCACUUCCGGCAUCGACAGUGACUUCUACGAAGACCCCGAGGACGCCACCUCCAGCCCCUCCCCUUUGGAACGGAGCCCAUCAUCCGGCAAGUCAACCAAAGCUUCGGCUCGUCUGAGCCAGCACUUCUCCCGUUUCUUCAAGACAAAGACACAGUCCCUGACCAGAGCCAAGAGCCUCGGCAGCCCAGAUGCUAAGGACUUGGUCGCGGUUCGUUCAAAGCGUUCCAACUCUCUCCCGCAGCAGGUGCACCUAGUCAGCCCAGACUCUUUGUUCCAGACCCCCUGUACCCCCCAGGCCCUCAAGCACGUGUGCUUCCGCCGGAGGCCCAUCCUGAGCAGUGACGAGGAGGGUAACGGUAAUUCCACUACCCUGAGGGUGGUAGUAUUCGGGGCUGACCAUGUGGCGGGCAAGGUGGCGAGAGCCUAUAGUAACCUACGCCAGAGAGAGAACGCCUGCCCGAGCCUCAGCAGAGCCUUCCGGCUGCAGUUCUUCUUUGUGCCCGUGAAGAGGGAUGGUGUUGUGAGGUGCCCUAGCCCCGGAGGCCAGUCGGCUAGCCCACGGAGAGGAAGUACAGAGCUCAACAAUCUGGGCACAGAAGACAGCACUAACGACAUAGCCCGUUUCAUUGGUAUGCUGGACCCCUGGUACGAACGCAACACCUUGAGCCUGCUCAGUCUACCAGCCAGCGUGGUGUGUCAGCAAACCUCUAAGAUAGAGUCCGAUUUGUAUGAUAGUUCCUAUGAGGAUCGUCUGCCCAUCCUGGCUGACCUGGUGUUGUACUACUGUCGCCAUGCCGCCAGGCCUGCACUGAUGCAGCUCUACCAAGCUGAGAUGACGUUAGCUGGAGGCGAGAGGAGGACAGAGGUUUUCAUUCACUCCCUAGAGCUGGGCCACACCGCGGGUACACGAGCCAUCAAGGCUAUGGGUGCAGCGAGCAAGAGGUUUGGGAUCGAUGGCGACCGGGAGGCAGUCCCUCUGAUGUUAGAGGUGGUUUACAACAGGGUGGUCAUCAGUGGGAGAAGUCAAUGGACGAAGAAAGACAAAGUUUGCACCUCCAUCAACCUGACCAAAGCCUGCAAGAAUCCAGAGGAACUAGAUUCAAAGAUGGAGUGCUUGCAGUUGACGAUGACAGAAGUACUGAAAAGGCAGAACUCAAACAAAUCUAAGAAAGGCUACAAUCAGCAACUGAGCGUUACUGAGGUGAAGGUGGACAAGGUGCAGGUCAGUGGGACUGGUAACACCACCUUCGCUGUGUGUCUGGACCAGGAUGAGAAGAAGAUCUUCCAGGGUGUCACCAGGUGUGAGGUGUCUGUAUGCUACAAGCCUGACAGCUCUACAGACUGGAGGUUAGGCCAGAGCCUGUCCGCCCAGAUCCAGCCACUCCACCCCACCUUCUGCUCACUCCUCUGCCUGCCCAUAGCCACCUUCAGCGGGGCACAGCCCUGAGAGUGGAAGACCAGCCUUAAACAUAUAUAUAUAUAUAUAUAUAUAUAUAUAUAUAUAUAUAUAUAUAUAUACUUGAAUGUAUUUCUGACUAUUUUGUAGACAGCUGGUAACAGAGGGGAAGACUAGAAAGUGUAGGUGAAAAGCCUGGUGUCUGUGGACCAGACUAAAAUGAAUGGAUGAGACUCUUUUUGGAGCCAAGGGACAUUAUGGCUGCUGGAUGGUUCAGCGAACCAUCCUCCUGUGAUGACUAACAUUGCCUGAGACCUACAGACUUCCGUUGGGCUAACAGUCUUGUGACGUUCAGGAGACCCGGGUUCAAUACCCAGUUGCUUGAAAUGGACACUAUGGAUUAUGUAAAUGAUGUACAUUUGUAUACUAUAUAUUUCUUCCCUCAAAAUAACUUCAUCAUUACACUGUAGCUACACUAGCAUUGGUGCAAGUCCUCUCUUCCGGCACUGCAAUGAGCAACGGUUUCCUGAAAGGGGACAUUUCUGAAAUAUCACAGUGACUUCUUUAGACCAGCAGGGGCGUCUAUUGUGUUCACUUUCCCACACGAGAGUCACGUAUGUCAGGAUAAUGAGGUAGGAAAAACAACCUUUCUCAGGACUCCACAGACUCAUCCAAUAGCAGUUAUGUUAAAUGUUGUUUUUACAUUUUGAAUGUAUAUAUUUGACAUUGUAUUAAAUAAUCCCAUUUUUGACAUUUCAUUGUACAUACUAUAAGAUGUAUCAUAUUAAGUAGCACCCCGUAAUGUUUACUUGACACUGUAUUUGACAUAAGAUAUAUUUUUUUAUUUAGCUGAUACUGAUGACCGCAGGGACGCAGAGACGACAUCGAUAUUCCAGGGUAGAUUGACAUGGUGUCAUAGACCUGUCUAUGGUGCUACAGAAUAUGCUCAUCCAGUCCUGUUGUUUAAUCAGUUGUCUAAUUUCUUGUUGUCUACAGCUUUGCACUGCAGAAAAUAUAUAUAGCAGAAUAUCAAAAUAUCAAUCAUAUCGCAGAAUAAAAUGCACAGUAAAAUUACUUAAAGGUUGAGGUUGGUAUUUUAGAAAUCUUUGUGUUAAACAUGGGUAGGGCUCUGGGUUUAUCCUGGCUGUGACCUAACCAGUUUCCCUAUGUUGUCAGGAAAACACAACAGAUUCGCCCUCACAACGGCCUCAGUUCAUCAGGGCAUGGACUCUACAAAGUGUCGAAAGCUCUUCCACAGGAACACUAGCCCAUGUUGCCUCCAAUGCUUCCCACAGUUGUGUCAUGUUGGCUGAAUGUCUUUUAGGUGGUGAACCAUUACUGAUACACAAUGGAAACUGUUGAGUGUGAAAACCCCAGUAGCGUUGCAGUUCUUGAAACAUGCAAACUGGCACCUUCUAUCUUACCCUGUGCAAAGGCACAUAAAUAUUUUGUCUUGCCUAUCGCCUAAAUGGCACACACACACACAACAAAUCCUUCUUUAACCUGUCUCCUUAAGUGACAUCAAUAACUGAUCAUAGCUUUCACCUGGAUUCAAAUCUAACUUUAUUUGUCACAUGCGCUGAAUGCAGCAAGUGUAGACCUUACCGUGAAAUGCUUACUUACAAGCCCUUAACCAACAGUGCAGUCUACAGUAUGUCAUGGGAAAAGCAGGUAUUUCUAAUGUUUUGUACAUUCAGUGUAUAUUGCUAUAUAGCUAACUUCAAUAAACAGAUGUAAAAUAAACAGAAAUGAAAGGUACUGUACAUGUAACAACAUAUAACAAAAUAGUGUUGUCUGGCACUUCUGUUCUCCAUAUGGUACCAAUUUUUAUGUUAGUCUUUAUUUUGUUCUAUAAAUUGUUUGUACUAUAUGAGAAAUCCUAUAAGAAAUAAAUAAUGAUGAAAGAAGAUAAAAUGAGAGGCAACAUUUAAAAAAAAAACUUGUUUCUCUGGGUGUCUUUGAACAUAAAGUAAGUAACAGUAGGCUGACUUAAACAGAAUAUCAACUGUGUUAAAAAUCUAUUCGAAGAUGAGAAACCUCAACUAGCACGACAUACAAGUCAAGUAUAGGUUGUAGGCCUAUUUGAUAGGAUUUAGCCAAUCUAGAUCGCCAGGGAAACAUUUGAGACAUCGUAUUGGUUGAAUAAAUCCUCGGUGGGCGUGGUCAUACUGUACUGCCCCGCGUGCUGCUGUCACAGCUGCAACUGAAGCAACGUGUGAAGUUGUACUUCCCGAGCAGAGUUCAAUCACCCUCAUAGAAAGUUUAUGGAUUUAUUUGCUGAACCGAAAAGCAGGUAAAUAGUGAUUUUAUCAACAGAAAUAAGCUCUCUUAUUAAAUGUAUGGGGUUUUUGUUUUGUUAAUUUUGAAUGGUUUUAUAGUAAUAUAAUUGCUCUUGGACCAUUGCAUGAUUCACGUUUUAUGUUCAAGUUGCACAGUUUUGUAACCUAAAUACAAUGCAAUAAUGUUACACUGUUAAACUCUUUUUCUGAUAUUUUUCUGUAACCUGUAUUUAACCAGGAAGGGCUCAUUGAGUUUUGAAAUCUCUUUUUUCAAGAGCGUCCUAUCUCAUUACAAGAUUACUGCAUA